Molecule: messenger RNA, 359 nt
Organism: Staurois parvus
Lineage: Eukaryota; Metazoa; Chordata; Amphibia; Anura; Ranidae
Source: the annotation of a GenBank genome assembly
UGCAGACCGUUUAUACAAACAUUUGUGAAAGAAUGGGUUCGCUCUCAGGAGCUCAGUGAAUUUAAGCAUCGUACAGUGAUAGAUUGCCACUUGUGCAAUAAGUCCAUCCGUAAAAUUUCCUUGCUAGUAAAUAUUCUACAGUCAACUUUUAGUGGUAUUAUAACAAAGUGGAAGCAACUGGAACAACAGCAACUUAGCCACGAAGGGAACGGGGUCAGCAAAUGCUGAAACGCACAGUGCGCAGAAGUUGCCAACUGUCUGCACAAUCAAUAGCUAAAGACCUCCAACCUUUGUGUGGCCUUCAGAUUAGCACAACAACAGUGCGUAGAGAGCUCCAUGGCAUGUGUUUCCAUGGCCAA